GACUCGCACACAGUCAUCCGCUCUCGUGUGGCGCUACCUUCGCUUGCUAUGAACCAGUAUAGUAAAUGAUUUUACAGUCACUUCUCAUAGUGUUAUUAGUCAUACGCAACGCUCUGAAUGCUGGCAGUUCUCGUUCCGUCAGAAGAUUUAUAAGAAAGAAAGUAUUAUUUACCACCGUUGUUGUUUUUUUCUAUUCUCGUUCCUGUCUGUUCCACUAGAACUGUUUCGUUCCGCCACCAACGUUGGGAAUGUGAUUUCUCUAUCGCUACUAUUCAGUGUCGUGCCGUGUUUAUAUGGUGGCUUCAGUGGUGAGGGCCAGUUCCUGCAGUAGCCCAGCCAGUGAUCUGGAGAUGAGCAGCUACUCAUCUGCGUCAUCGUCGUCAUCAUCAACUGCAUCGCCAUCGACCUCGAAACAGCCACGGAACAAGGCGGGAACGAGAUCCAGCGCAGCAGAAACGGACAAUGAAAAGUUGUUGCUGGUGAAACAGAAAAUCGAUACUACGGUGAACCAACAGCACCCGCAGCGUACAGCUGAGCCCAGGCAGGAAAAUCAAGCUUCCGUCAGUCAGUCGGGGGAGGAAAAUCACACAAUGAAUAUCAAUUCGUCGGAGGACGGUUUCGUGGAAUCUCCCGUUUUGGGGAAUUCACAGACGUCGCUGAGUGAGGAACGGCUCCGGCGGAAGUUGCAAUUCUUUUUCAUGAAUCCGAUCGAAAAAUGGCAGGCAAAGCGACGGUUCCCGUACAAAUUUGUCGUGCAAGUGAUAAAGAUCAUACUGGUUACCCUACAGCUGUGUUUGUUUGCACAUUCCAGAUACAUGCACGUAAACUACACAUGGGAUAAUACCAUAACUUUUUCCCAUCUGUUUUUGCGAGGCUGGGACAUAACGAUGGAGGUUAGUACUUACCCCCCGGAAACGGGUCCACUGUCGGUUUACAUGGUAGACGAUUUCUUCAAAACCAUCGACUAUGCCAUCGAUGGUUACGCCAAUCUGUCGGAAGCCAUCGGACCAUAUUCAUAUCCUAACGAGGAUAACACCAUGCCGCCGAUGCAGCUUUGCUUGUACCGCUUCAAGGACGGAACGAUAUUUGGAUUUAACGAAAGUUACGUGUUCAAUCCAGAAAUAGAUACGCUCUGUUUGGACCUGGAUGGAAACGUCACCACAAUUGGAAGCCGCAAGUUCAUUCGCCAGAAGGAUAUCCAUAUAAACUUUUCGGCCUUGGUCAAGGCCGAACUUAAGUUUGCCAUCAAAACGGUCAAUUUUAAAGCGGCCGGUCCAAUAACAGCACCCGAUUGUUAUCGGUUCGAUAUUCUGAUUCUGUUCAACAACCAAGACCAUGACGGACAGAUGACGCUUCGGUUGGAAGCGGAACCGACGCGCCUGGUGUGUCACGGCGAUGUGGAAUUUAUCAAAACUUCAGAAAUCGAAGAAGCACUCCGUAGCACCCUGAACAUACUAGUCAUUGUAAUUUGCCUCGUGUCGUUUGCUCUGUGCGCUCGGGCAAUCUAUCGAGCCCAGCUGUUGCGUAUUAUAACCUGUGAUUACUUCAAACAGACCUACGGUCGUGAUCUAACUGCCGAAGGUAAAUGGGAAUUCGUCAAUAUGUGGUACAUUAUGAUAGUGUUCAAUGAUUUUCUGCUUGUGAUUGGAUCCGCUCUGAAGGAGGAAAUCGAGCGGAAGCAUUUCAUCGCGGACGAUUGGAACGUGUGUUCGUUGCUGUUAGGAAUUGGAAACCUUCUCGUAUGGUUUGGAGUACUGCGCUAUUUGGGAUUCUUCAAAACCUACAACGUCGUCAUUCUGACUCUGCAAAAGGCAGCACCGAAAAUCCUACGCUUUCUGCUGUGUGCUUUGCUCAUCUAUGCCGGAUUCAUCUUUUGCGGUUGGCUUGUACUUGGACCGUACCACAUAAAAUUCCGUUCCCUGUCAACCACUUCCGAGUGUCUGUUUGCGCUGAUUAACGGUGACGAUAUGUUUGCCACCUUCACGAUCAUGCCGGAGAAAUCGUUGAUGCUGUGGUGGUUCUGCCGGCUGUAUCUGUACUCCUUUACCAGCCUGUACAUCUACGUGGUCCUGUCGUUGUUCAUUUCGGUCAUCAUGGAUGCCUACGACACCAUCAAGAAAUAUUACAAGGACGGAUUUCCGCUGUCGGACCUACGUCAGUUUGUGGGCCCCUACCACCCGAAUGAUUUCUCUGCCGGAGUAUUCCGCGACGACGAUGAUUUGGACUACGAAACGAUCAGUGUGCUGGGAGCAAUAAGACGAAUAGUUUGCUUCUGGAGACCGGACCCGUUACCAAGGGGCCCAACGGGGUACACUUCCCUCAGCCCUAAACCUUCGUAGACUAUUAACUCGUGAUAUUGUAGGAAUUGUUAACCGAAAGAUAAUUGCCACUGUUUUACUGUUUCUUUUGUUUGUUUGUUUGCGUCGAACAAGAAUGUUAUGUAAUAAGAGUUGAGUUCAAAUCGAAGCCUAAGUAGAAAAUGUGACCAAAAAUUUCAUCACAAGCAAACCAACUGUCAAAAACAAAAGGGGGGUAUACGCGCAAAUGCCACACACACACUGUUAAUUGUUAGUAUAAAUCUCUGCAAGUAACUAAUAGGUAAUGAAUUUUUAGUAAUUGGAAUUUAAUAAAUGCUACGGAAACGUAUAAA
This is a messenger RNA of Malaya genurostris, 2650 nucleotides long. RefSeq names its product mucolipin-3-like. Gene Ontology annotation, molecular function: NAADP-sensitive calcium-release channel activity. The transcript is spliced from 2 exons. NCBI's taxonomy places the organism in Eukaryota, Metazoa, Arthropoda, Insecta, Diptera, Culicidae. Bases 294 to 2339 code for a protein of 681 amino acids. Gene Ontology annotation, cellular component: lysosomal membrane; plasma membrane. The record is from RefSeq and is a predicted model, not a curated record.